AGUCCGUCUACGUUUUUUUAAUUCGUUUUUCUAUUAAAUCUGAACUCACUGUCAAGUGUCAGCUGUGUUGUGUGGAUGUAUGUAUUCAUUGUAUUACAAAAAUUUAAGUCAUUAUUAUAUUUUUCGAUUAUGUAUUAGAAUAUCAGAUGGAUAAUCAAGCAUUAACAUCUCAUUCUGAGGAGGAAUACAAGGAAGAAGCCUUUGACCCAAUAUAUGACAUUAUUGAUUACCUUGUAAGAUGUGCAAAAGUAUCAUUUAAAAAUUCUCACGUCAAUGAAAAGGAUAUCCGAAGUGUGGAAAAAACAAAGUAUGCUUAUAAUGUCUUCAUAAAGUCUCCCACCGAUUUCCUCCUUCAAUAUGGCAAAUUUCUAUGUCCAAACCAUAUACAAUAUUUUGAAGAUAUGGAUAUUUAUGAGACAGAUGAUGUUUUUAAACAUUGUGUUUCCCACCUAAAACUUUACCACUCAGAAGAAAGUAGAAACAAAAGAGUGAGAAAUAGAAGAUAUAAAGCACUUCAAAAUUUACAAGACACUACUGAUUAUUUUAGUGAAAAACAAAUGAUGUUUAGAAAUCCCUUACUAUAUGAGCAACUUAUAGGCCAAUUUUUAACUGAUGAAGAAAUACAAAUCAGAGAUUCAGCAGACAAUGAAAACUUGACACUACUUAGUUUGAUUCUUGACACAGUAGACAGAAAUCAAAUGAGACAAACUAAGAAUGUGCAAAUGCUUUUGGAAAAUGAUGAAACAAGCUCAAGCACAACUGCACAAAAACCAUCAAAUCAGAGUUCGUCUGAGAAUAAAAGGUGGGGAGAUUUUGAUAUACCUGACACAAGAGCUGAAAUAACUCGAGAAAAAAGACAGCAGACAAUGAUAGAUGCAAAUGAAAGAAAUUUAUUGAGAGAAGAAUUUCUUCAGGAAAUGUACAGUAGUUUUAUAGAGGGAAGAGAUAUUGAUUUUGAUUACAAUAGUGUUGACAGCAAUGAUGAUUAUGAUGAUCUAGAGCAAAUAUCUCAGGAUGCAGAGGAUAAAUAUUUUGAUUCUGAGAUGAAUGAUAGUGAAACUUUGGAAGAGCAUAUGUCGUUGGUCCAGGAGUACAGCUCAAAGAAGUACUACAAUGAACAUGAUGAUCCAUUAGAUUUAUUUAUGAAACAUAUUACAAAUAAACAGAAUACUGUUAUCUAAAUAGCAUUUUUUCUAUCAAGUUGUUUUAAACUUUUAUGUAGGUAGUAACUGAAGUGUUAUCAGUUCAGAUCAUAAUUAUUUUUAAAUGCAUAACAUAAAAUUCAUUUUAAAUGUGUUAUGAAUGUUGUCAGCAGUUGUAAUAUUAUUGAUCCAACUAACCAACCUAGCUUCAGAUGCAUGAUGUAUGUAUUAUGAGCAGUAUUGUGGGCAUUAAAAGUUCUGACAGAAUA
Pieris rapae (cabbage white) is the source of this 1411-nucleotide messenger RNA. RefSeq names its product coiled-coil domain-containing protein 97. NCBI's taxonomy places the organism in Eukaryota, Metazoa, Arthropoda, Insecta, Lepidoptera, Pieridae. The record is from RefSeq and is a predicted model, not a curated record. The transcript has a single exon. Bases 147 to 1181 code for a protein of 344 amino acids.